Molecule: messenger RNA, 663 nt
Organism: Zasmidium cellare ATCC 36951
Lineage: Eukaryota; Fungi; Ascomycota; Dothideomycetes; Mycosphaerellales; Mycosphaerellaceae
Exons: 4
Coding region: 1-663 (220 amino acids)
Biological process (GO): translation
Cellular component (GO): ribosome; cytosolic large ribosomal subunit
Molecular function (GO): structural constituent of ribosome; RNA binding
Source: RefSeq, a predicted model, not a curated record
AUGGCCAUCAAGCACAACCAGCAGAUCCCGCACAACCAUUUCCGCAAGGACUGGCAGCGCCGUGUCCGCGUGCACUUUGACCAGCCCGGUCGCAAGCAGCGCAGACGCAAUGCCCGCCACGAGAAGGCCGCCAAGGUCGCACCACGCCCAGUCGACCGUCUGAGGCCUGUGGUGCGCUGCCCGACCCUCAAGUACAACCGCCGCGUUCGUGCUGGUCGUGGCUUCUCGCUCGCUGAGCUGAAGGAGGCUGGCAUCCCACGCAAGCUGGCGCCAACUGUCGGCAUCGCCGUCGACCCUCGCCGCCAGAACCUGUCCGAGGAGUCGCUCAAGGCCAACGUCCAGCGCCUCAAGGAGUACAAGGAGCGUCUUGUUCUCUUCCCCCGCAAGAUCAAGUCCCCCAAGCAGGGCGACGCCCCCAAGGACGAGGUCGACGCUGCCAAGCAGAUCGGCGAGGACCUCUACGACGGCAAGGUCAAGCUCUCCAACAAGGCUUUCCCCAUCUCCAACAAGGUCACCGUCCAGGAGGGCAAGGUCAGCGACUACCCAAGCACCGAGAACGCCUACCGCACUCUUCGUGUCGCUCGCUCCGAUGCUCGCCUGGUUGGCAAGCGCGAGAAGCGUGCCAAGGCGAAGGAGGACGAGGAGGCCGCCAAGAAGAAAUAG